AUGGCUGCAUGGUCCAAGUUCUCCAACAUGGCCUCGGCAGUCAGGGGGGCAUCGUGGUUUCGCCCCGUCACCACAUCAUCGAAGCCCUCUGGCACCCCAGAGAGGUCGCGGCUUGUGCCAAUCCUCGCCGCCUCAGCCUGCGUGGCCGCGGGCGCAUUCUACCUGACGAGGCAGGCCAACGCUCGCAUGGACCUGGCACAAGAUGCCAACGUCGAUGUUUCGAGCAAAUCACUUCGCAUCACACUGUCUCCCACGUCCCCUACCCCCAGCGAGGACUCACGCAUCGCCUUCUACGAUACCCUCGAGGCCAACCCGCCCGACGUCUCGACGCUGCCCAUCGAGCACGCGGUGCUCACCUCGGCGCCGUCGGUCCCCCCUCCGCUGACGCGCACGCAUGCGGCGCUCGUCAAGGUGGACCUCACGACGUCGCCCAAGCUCGUGCAGGUGACGAACCAGUACAAGUACGAGGCGUGGACGUUCAACGGGACGGUGCCGGGGCCCUUCAUCCGGGCGCGUGCGGGCGACGUGGUGGAGCUGACUCUCACAAACCGCGACGAGACGGGCAACCCGCACAACAUCGACUCGCACGCCUUCACGGGGCCCGGGGGCGGGGCGGCGCUGACCAACGCGGACGAGGGCGAGGCCAAGACGGCGCGGUUCCGGCUGCUGUGCCCGGGGCUGUACGUGUACCACUGCGCGGCGGCGCCGGUGCCGGUGCACAUUGCCAACGGCAUGUUUGGGCUCAUGUACGUGCAGCCGGCGGACGGGGAAGGCGGAGGCUCUGAUCUCCCGGCGGUGGACCGCGAGUACUACGUGAUGCAGAGCGAGGUGUACCACGAGCCGCCCGAGACGGACGAAGAGACGGGGCGUCCCUCGGGGACGGUCGAGUUCUCGUACCCGCAGGGCCUGCGCGAGGAGCCCAACGCCGUCGUCUUCAACGGGCGCGAGGCGGCGCUGACGCGCGAGGCGCCGCUCAAGGCGCGGACGGGCGAGACGGUGCGCAUCUUCUUCGGCAACGCGGGGCCCAACCUGACGAGCUCGCUGCACGUCAUCGGGAGCCACUUCCGGCGCGUGUACCGCGACGGCGACGUGCUGAGCCCGCCGGGGCGGUUCGUCGGCACCGUCGGCGUGCCGCCGGGGGGCGCCGCCAUCGUGGACCUCAAGGCCGUGGUGCCGGGCACGUACACGCUCGUCGACCACGCCAUCUUCCGGCUCGACAAGGGCGCCGUGGGGUUUCUGAACGUGGCGGGCGAGGCGCGGCCCGACGUGUACGGCAGCGCGGAGCCGCCGGCGCCGUGCGUGGGAUGCAAGCUGCACGCGUGA
Molecule: messenger RNA, 1323 nt
Organism: Purpureocillium lilacinum
Lineage: Eukaryota; Fungi; Ascomycota; Sordariomycetes; Hypocreales; Ophiocordycipitaceae
Source: RefSeq, a predicted model, not a curated record